Molecule: messenger RNA, 885 nt
Organism: Solanum verrucosum
Lineage: Eukaryota; Viridiplantae; Streptophyta; Magnoliopsida; Solanales; Solanaceae
Exons: 1
Coding region: 1-885 (294 amino acids)
Molecular function (GO): zinc ion binding; nucleic acid binding
Source: RefSeq, a predicted model, not a curated record
AUGGGUGGAGUGGAGUUUGAAGGCACUGUUGAUCCCACUGAUGCUGAACAAUGGCUUGAUCGCAUGGAGAGGGUAUUUGAGCAGUUAGAGUGCUCAGAUGUUGCAAAAUUUAAGUAUGCUAUUUCAUUAUUACAAAAGGAUGCUUACGAUUGGUGGGUAAGUGUUCUGAAUGCCAAGGUAAAACCUCCUAUUCUUACUUGGGAUGAUUUUCUUAAGGAAUUUCGUAUGAAGUAUGUUCCACCUGCUUAUUGUGAUGCAAAGAAAAAAGAGGUUUUGAAUCUAAGGCAACGAGGCAUGUCUAUUGUUGAAUACGAACAAAAGUUUCUAAGGCUCUCUCGCUAUGCUAGUGGUAUUAUUAAAGAGGAAAAAGACAAGUGCAGGAAAGUUGAAGACGGUUUAAAUGAUUCCAUUAGGAAGAAUGUGGCAAUCCUGCAACAUGAGAAAUUUUCUAAGUUAGUGUCUGUUGCUUUUACUUGGGAACGACUUGAUAAAGAAGAAACUAGUAGAAAUGAAAACAGAUUCCGAAAGCCUAGACCAGAUUUUAGGGGUCCAUCCAAAAGGGGAAGGUUUGAUAAUUCUAAGGUUGGCAGUGAUAACAGGCCACCUCAACAAAGGCAAAAUAGAUCCGAAUUUUCUACAGCUAGCACUCCAAAUUAUGGCCAAGGCAAGCCUUGUGUUCCCACUUGUCCACAAUGUGCAAAGAAUCAUUAUGGUACUUGCAGGAGAGCUUCUGGUGCAUGUUUCAAUUGUGGGAGCUUUGAUCAUAAAGUGAACGAUUGCCCUAAUUCUAAUAAUGCUCCAUCGUUGAGAACUGAAGGCUCAGUUCAUAAGCCUUCUUCCAAUCCUCCUCAAAUUAAUAUUGAUGCAAGACCUAAAAACACCUAG